AUGAGAAAGUUUAUGGGCCAUCUUAUCACCAAUGAAGGAGUAAAAGCAGACAAGUCAAAGGUAGAGGCUAUCCUUGACAUGCCGGCCUCCACAGAUGUACAUGGAGUGAAGCGGCUAUGUGGAAUGAUUAAGUAUCUGGCUAAGUUUCUUCCCAACCUAGCUGGUGAUUUGCAACCCAUUCGAGAGCUGACCAAGAAGGAUGUGGAGUGGAACUGGUCAACAGAGUGUCAAGAAGCAUUCCAGAAGGUCAAGGAAAAGAUCACAAACACUCCUUUGCCCGCAUACUUUGAUUCCAACAAGGAGCUACUAUUGCAAUAG
Paramuricea clavata is the source of this 318-nucleotide messenger RNA. NCBI's taxonomy places the organism in Eukaryota, Metazoa, Cnidaria, Anthozoa, Malacalcyonacea, Plexauridae. The record is from the annotation of a GenBank genome assembly.